This is a messenger RNA of Penaeus monodon (black tiger shrimp), 2771 nucleotides long. RefSeq names its product death-associated inhibitor of apoptosis 2-like. Gene Ontology annotation, biological process: negative regulation of apoptotic process; regulation of cell cycle; positive regulation of protein ubiquitination. Gene Ontology annotation, molecular function: ubiquitin protein ligase activity; cysteine-type endopeptidase inhibitor activity involved in apoptotic process. Gene Ontology annotation, cellular component: cytoplasm; nucleus. Lineage: Eukaryota; Metazoa; Arthropoda; Malacostraca; Decapoda; Penaeidae. The record is from RefSeq and is a predicted model, not a curated record. The transcript is spliced from 4 exons. The annotation marks the transcript as partial.
GAUCGGAAUGUCUCUAUUGAUUUAUUCAAACCGGAUCAGUCAUUAUUUCUGUUCAGACAACCUUCAUAUAACCCUGUCGCAACACCGAUGUAUCAAUAUCGAUUAUCGUUCACUAUUCCGCAUCCAUCUCAUAAUAGCGAUUUUAAAUUUCAGCAGGAAUAUCGUAUAGCAUUAGAGCAACUUAAUAGAGGGCUACCUGUUCAUGUCACGAAUUUAUAUUUCCGGGAGAGGGAUAGCAUCUCCCUCUUUGAUAUAUGGAAUCACUUGAUUCGGCUUUCUAUAAUAAUCAAUGACAACAAUAGGAGUAGUGGCAGCAGUAUUAAUAGUAGUAAUAAUAAUAAUAAUAAUAAUAAUAAUAAUAAUAAUAAUAAUAAUAGUAGUAGUAGUAGUAGUAGUAGUAGUAGUAGUAAUAAUAAUAAUAAUAAUAAUAAUAAUAAUAAUAAUAAUAAUAAUAAUAAUAAUAAUAAUGACGAUGAUGACGAUGAUGAUGAUGAUGAUGAUAAAAAUUCCUAUGAUGUAUUCAGUGUGAUUAGGGAACACCACCAACGCCAGGAAGAUGAAGAAAGAAGUUCUGAAAUAAAAGAGGCUCCUGAUAGUGUAAUUGGCGAUCGAUACUUAUGCAAGAUUUGCUUGAACUCUUGCGUAAAAACGGUUACUCUUCCCUGUCGUCAUAUGUCGUGUUGUGGUAAUUGUAUAGUGACUCAAACAAAGUGUCCUAUUUGUAGGAAGAAGAUUAAAUAUACUCUUGAACCCUAUUUAUAAAAUAAAGAAAGAUCUCGCAAUAUCACUAUAUGGUAAUAUAAAGAUUAUGAGAGGUAUACAUAUACACGAGAAUAAGAGAUUUAUUAUUGUAGUGUGUAUUUAGAGAGAAAAAUAAUAUCGUGUAAACUGAAAAUACUACUACUGUCAUUUUAUCGUUAAUAUUCCUUUGUAAACAUGUAGUUCCCUUGUAAUCCUGUAGGCGUAUGAUUUAUUAUUCGAAUAUAAAAUAAUUCUAGGUGUAUAAACGUAUAUAUAUUUCUUUUCAACCUUGCCUAUAAACGGUCAUAUGAUCUGUUUACGAUACUGUCAUGUCGCAAAAUAUUCCAUUACACAUCGACGAUCAGCAAUAUCAUGUCGAUUUUAGUGGUAUGACAAGCGAAUAUAAUCGCAGAAUGACAUUUGGGCACGAGUCGUCCUCGUAUGUUAUUAAUCCAAAGAUACUUGCAAAGGCUGGUUUUAUGAGAUGCGGUCUAUCGUCUAAACAAUACAUAGUUUGUGUUAACUGUCAUCUAUAUAUCGACAUAGACACCAUCAUGCCAUGGGACGAUAUUGUGAAGAUCCAUAAGGAUAAGAAUCCGCUUUGUCUCCUCGCACGAAAUCUACCUCCUCUUCCAAGAUCAAAGAUCUUUGAAAAUCGUUUCGAUCCAGCGACUGGAUUACCGGCCGAUUUAAGAUACGAAAUAAAGAGAUUAGAAACAUUCAUAGAUUGGCCAAACAAAGUGGUACAAGCAAAAGACUUAGCCGCUGCUGGAUUUUUCUAUACGAGAGACACAACCUGCUGCAUCUGUUUUAGCUGUCACAAAUACAUGAAUUUUUCUUACGAUAAACCUAUCGUUAUAAGAGAUAUGCAUUUAAAGAAAAGUCCUAACUGUAAGUUUGCACAGGGUAAGUCAGUAGGCAAUAUACCCAUACGCAUGAGUAACAUUCUCAAUAGUAUUGUAAAUCAGAAGAGAGUUGCAGUAACAUCAGCAACAGCGACAGCGACAGCAACAGCGACAGUCGACCAGGAAGAUUUGAUAAAGACUCGAUACGAAUACGCUGGUCCGUUGCACGAUUAUUAUAAAACGACCCAAUCGCGGCUGGAGAGCUUUUUAAAUUGGCCUCAUCGUCAUCGUCAAAAAAUAGAGGCGCUAGUAGAGGCCGGAUUCUAUUAUCUUGGGAUUAGCGAUCACGUUCAAUGCUUUCACUGCGGUGCUUGUCUUCGCAACUGGGAGGAAGAUGACGAUCCUUGGAGAGUACACGCCGAGUGGUAUCCCGAAUGCUAUUACGUUCAAUUAAAGAAGGGAAAAGAAUUCAUCGACAAGGUCAGAUUAGAAGUAUCUCGUAUACCGAUGUGGAGACACAGUUCCAGCACCAGCCAAGAUACAUCGGAACAUGAUUGGAACAUCCUCCUGGGUUUGGACUAUACCAAACGCUUGAUAUUGGUGCAGGGGUUUCCCGUCGUUGCCGUUCGAGAUGCGCUCUGCGAGCAAAUUCUACAGACCGGCAUACCUUUUUCCAGAGAGGUCGACUGUACUUCAGCUGUACGGAAAAAAAUCGAAUCGUACGAGGAAAAAAAUAACAAUAAACUAUUGUCAGCAGAGCGUAUUGCAAAUUAUCGAACGGUGUACGCUGUGAUGCGAUUUAUACAAAUGGUUAUGGGAAAGAACUACAAUCGUUCCUAUCCUACCGGUUGUAUCGAGAAUUCGGUUUACCUGUAUAAGCAGUCAGCCUUUAACGAUAGCGGAGACCCCAAUAUCCCGAUGUAUCGUCAUGAAAUUUCCUUUAAUCUUCCGUAUCCCGAUCACACAUAUACCGGCUAUCAUAUCGAGAGCGAGUAUCGCAUGACACUGGACAGACUUAACUCUUACGAAAUUACCUCUCGAAUAAGUUCUAUUCUAGAUCAAGAACAGAGCGCAUCCCUAACUGCGAUAUGGGGAUAUCUGGUUCGACAGACAACAACAACAAAAAAGACAAAUACGUCAGCCUCUAAUGUGGAUAGGGGAGACAUAACAAAUGCACUAGAUUCA